Messenger RNA from Pisolithus orientalis, 639 nucleotides. Its product is annotated as peptide methionine sulfoxide reductase MsrA. The coding region runs from base 1 to 639 and encodes 212 amino acids. Lineage: Eukaryota; Fungi; Basidiomycota; Agaricomycetes; Boletales; Pisolithaceae. The transcript has 4 exons. The record is from RefSeq and is a predicted model, not a curated record. Gene Ontology annotation, molecular function: peptide-methionine (S)-S-oxide reductase activity.
AUGCUUGGUCGGUUGAACAACGUUCGCACUGCGCUGUUAGGUUUGAUCCCGUCGGGUAUAUCGAAGAGACCCGUUGACGUCUCCCAAUAUCGUUCUGCCAUGACCUCAGCAUCUCAGAAGCCAGAAAUCGCAACGUUUGCGGCUGGAUGUUUUUGGGGAGUCGAACACAUCUUCCUCAAGCACUAUCCUCCUUCCCAGAACAAGGGAAUCCUGAAGACCUCGGUGGGCUAUACCGGAGGCAAGGCGACCUCUGUCGAUCCAUCCUACCGAGAGGUCUGCACUGGAACCACAGACCAUGCCGAGGCGGUCAGAAUUGAAUUCGACCCUUCGAUCGUGUCUUAUUCGGAACUUGUAGAAUUCUUCUACCGCACUCAUGACCCAAUAGCUGUAAAUCGUCAAGGACCAGAUGUUGGCUCCCAGUACCGGUCUGCGAUCUUCACACAUAGUCAGGAACAACGCUCUACUGCGGAGCGAGUAACGAAAGAAGUGCAGGAUAAGUAUUUUACUCCCAAGGGCGAAAUGAUUGCGACAGAGAUUCAAGAAGCUGGACCGUGGUACGAUGCGGAGGAUUACCACCAGCUAUACCUGAUCAAUAAUCCAAGCGGGUACCAGUGUCCGACUCACUACUUGCAUUGGUGA